CAAAACAGGCGUUUCGUAUAUUAGGGGUCCUACGGGUAUCCGUAGAUUUUGUUAGGGAACAGGAAACAUGGCGGCCGAAUCGAACGAGGUUGGAAUCGACACGGGGUUGAAUCUCACUUCCAAAGAGGAGUCGCCUGGUUCUGACGCCAGCGUCCGGAACCUGCCCCGGAGGAGUCGCAGCAGAAGCAGCUCUGAGGAGAGACAGGGUGAUGGUGGCGCGGGCAAGCAGAGCGGAGAGGAAUCGGAUGGGCAGAAAAGCCCGGGUGAAGCAAGACCGGACGAUGAGGCCGACGCGGGGAGCAGCGGGGGGUCAUCCGGGGACUCAGACGACAGCAGCAGCGAGGACAGUGACGCGGGUGGUCCUCGCAGGAUGAAGAGCAGAGUGGCCCAUAUUCGGCGGAGCACCGAUGAUGGCAGCAAGAAUAAACACAGGAGUUCGUCCCCAGAGGACAGGGAUGAUUCACGACGGUCUCGCUCGAGAUCCCGAUCCCGAACUCGCCGCAGCCAGGAAAGGGAACGAUCCGAGGAUCGGGAACGGCGAUACCAUAGGGGGCGCUAUGCACUUGGAAGAAAUAGUGACAGAGAGCAGUAUCCCAGCAGAGACCGUGACCGUGACCGGUAUCGAGAGCGCGACCGGGAGCGCCGCUCCAGCAGGGAGCGGGACCGACGGGAACGAUCCAGCCGUGAUCGGGAUGCUGAGCCCCGGAGGAGGGGCAGGUCUCUGUCCCCGGGCCAGGGUGAAGACCGCCCCGCAGAGGAACCCGCGGUGAAGAAGAAAAAGGAAGAGCUGGAUCCUAUUCUGACCCGGACGGGUGGGGCAUACAUUCCCCCCGCCCGUCUCCGCAUGAUGCAGGCCCAGAUCACGGAUAAGGCCAGCCUCGCAUACCAAAGAAUGAGCUGGGAGGCGCUGAAGAAGUCCAUCAAUGGUCUCAUCAACAAAGUCAACGUGUCCAAUAUCGGCAACAUCAUUCACGAGCUGCUGCAGGAGAACAUUGUGAGGGGCAGGGGGCUUCUGGCCCGGUCCGUCUUGCAGGCUCAGGGUGCCUCUCCCAUCUUCACACAUGUGUAUGCUGCUCUGGUGGCCAUUAUCAACUCCAAGUUCCCUCAGAUCGGCGAGCUCAUCCUGAAAAGGCUAAUCCUUAACUUCCGAAAGGGCUAUAGGAGAAACGACAAACAACAAUGUCUGACGGCAUCCAAGUUUGUAGGUCAUCUCAUCAACCAGAAUGUGGCCCACGAGGUUCUCUGUCUGGAGAUGCUGACUCUGCUUCUGGAACGGCCCACGGACGACAGCGUGGAGGUGGCCAUCAGCUUCCUGAAGGAGUGUGGCCUCAAGCUGACUGAGGUCUCCCCCAGGGGCAUCAAUGCAAUUUUCGAACGCCUGCGUAACGUCCUGCACGAGUCGGAGAUCGACAAGCGUGUCCAGUACAUGAUCGAGGUGAUGUUCGCCAUACGCAAGGACGGCUUCAAGGACCACCCCAUCGUCUCGGAUGGGCUCGACCUGGUGGAGGAGGAGGACCAGUUCACACACAUGCUGCCCUUGGAGGAUGAGUACAACCAGGAGGACGUACUGAAUGUUUUCAAGAUGGAUCCCGACUUCCUUGCCAAUGAAGAGAAGUACAAAACGAUUAAAAAGGAGAUUCUCGAUGAGGGGAGCAGCGAGUCUGGGGACGACGCAGAAGGCAGUGAUGAUGAUGAGGAAGAGGAGGAGGGGGAGGAAGAGGAGGAGGAAGGCGAAGAUGACAAAGAGAAAGUCACCAUCUUCGACAAGACUGAAGUCAACCUGGUGGCCUUUCGACGCACCAUCUAUCUUGCCAUCCAGUCAAGCUUGGACUUUGAAGAGUGUGCUCACAAGCUGAUAAAGAUGGACUUCCCUGAAAGUCAAACGAAGGAGUUAUGCAACAUGAUCCUGGACUGCUGCGCCCAGCAGAGGACCUAUGAGAAGUUCUUUGGGCUCCUGGCCGGGCGUUUCUGCCUGCUGAAGAAGGAGUAUAUGGAGAGCUUCGAAGCCAUAUUCCAGGAGCAGUAUGAGACAAUUCAUCGCCUUGAAACCAAUAAGCUUCGAAACGUGGCCCGGAUGUUUGCACACCUUCUAUACACAGACUCCGUCCCCUGGAGUGUGCUCGAGUGCAUAAAAAUCAGUGAAGACACCACAACUUCCUCAAGCCGAAUCUUUGUCAAGAUUUUGUUCCAGGAGCUCUGUGCCUACAUGGGUCUUCCCAGACUCAACGAACGCCUCAAAGACAUGACGUUGCAACCAUUCUUCGAAGGCCUGUUCCCUCGAGACAAUCCCAGGAACACAAGAUUUGCCAUCAAUUUCUUCACCUCCAUCGGCCUGGGUGGUCUUACGGACGAGCUCCGCGAGCACCUGAAGAACGCCCCCAAAAUGAUCAUGACCCAGGCUCAGGAGGUGGAGUCGUCCGACUCGGACUCGUCCUCUUCCUCCUCGAACUCCUCCUCUUCGGGCAGCAGCAGCGACAGCAGCGACGACUCUAGCGACUCCUCGUCAGAGUCCUCGUCGGACAGCAGCAGCAGUUCAGAUUCAGAUGCAAGGCGCAAGAAGAAGGUCCAGAAGAAGAAGGACAAGCACCACAGGCACCCUCCGCUGGAGGAGAGGCCCAUCGAGCGGCACCAGAACCGCCCUCGAGACGGAUGCAGCGAGGAUCAGCACCGUGGCUCUCGCCACCAUGGGCGUGACCGGGACGAGGCCCCACCACUGCACCAGCGGGAGCGGAGUGACCUCUCUCGCCGGCCGGACCUGGGCGACGAGGACAAGCGGCGAGAGAGGGACGCCGUGAGAGACGGCUCCCGGGCUGAGCGGCGUGCAGAGACACGCCGGAGCCGGGAGAAGGAGCCAGAGAGUCGAUCCGGCAGGCAACGGUCAAAGUCUCGAGACAGGAGCCGGAAGGAGACCGACUCCAGGGACUCGUACAGGAACGGACUGGAGAGGUCGGGCAAGGAAAACCGGCAUUCUGACAGACAGCGCGAGUCCAGGAGAAAUGAUGACCACAGCAGGGACUCCUCUCCCAGGAGGCGAAGAUAGAUAGUUUAAAUUAAAUUCCGAGGUGAGGAAAACAAGUAAUCACUGUCUGGCAUUUUGUAAACAGUCUCUAUAUCGCCAACUGCUGGGCUAGUGCAUCCUGGUAUUAUUUGAUACAAAAGGCCUUUUCUUUUUUAAAAAAAAAAAUAAAAAAAAACUUCGCACAUCACCUCAAGCCAAUUUUUGGUUAAGUCUCACGAAAUUUGAAAAGGAAACGUUUAUUUUGUGUGUAAAAGGGUAAUUUGUGUUUUGUACUAGGAGGGUUCUGACUGGCAUACCUAUAACGUGACACACAUCUUGUUAUGAAUUGUGGGAAGGGAAAAAGGUUGUUUUUUUUAAUACCUAUGAUGAUUCCAGUUUUGUGAAAUUACUCCUCAGCUUUCCCAGAAUGUAUGUUGUUCUGUUUGGACACCCUGAAACGCUGCUACGUUACAGUAUGGCUUCCGCUGUUUGUUUGCCAAUUCACAAAUUAUAUUUGUUUAACAACGGUGGGGAACUGACACUCUGAUCAUGCAGUUGGAGACCUUACACGAAAGUCUUGAGGAUAAAGUGAUUUGUGCUCAGAAAAAAAACAAAAAUGGGUCCAGUGUUGAAAAUUAUGUUUUAAAAUUCUUCAUUAGCCCCAGCUAAUGCCCAGUUUCUAUUCAGUGUUUUUCACGGUUACAGAUGGUGAAGCUUUCAGCCAGGUGAUGGGGUAGGACUGCAAUUGGAAUUGAAUUACUUAGCUUGAUGUCUCUGAAAAAGCAGCGUUAUUGAUUUUUAAUGCUUCUCAGCUUUACAUGGUUACUUUUGUACAAGUAUUUCAGGUACUUGAUUUUAUGUAACUAAAUUUAUCACAGAAAAAGGGGUUUAAAUAUAAAAGCUGUUCAACAGGCUGUUCUUCCAGUUGGGUCAUAAUUUGUUGGUGUUAAAUGAACGAGGGGGAUACAGUUGGAGUACUGUACUAGACAGAUUACCCUUCAAUCACCUGAUUCUCACUGGCUUUUUUCUUCUUUUUCAUCUCACAACUGGUUAAAUUGUAAUGUCUUGCUGUAAAAUAUUAUAUUGCUUUUUUUUUUGCUCUAGCAUCUGUCUCAAGACAUCGUGAGAGAUCAUAGUUUUAUAUUAACCUGGGUUCAUUCAGUGAAUUUCUUUGUUACAUGUUCACUAUUAUGUGUGUCAUUCUUUCAAGCUUCAAAUAAAGAUAAUGUGUCUUUCAA
Messenger RNA from Brienomyrus brachyistius, 4236 nucleotides. RefSeq names its product CWC22 spliceosome associated protein homolog (gene cwc22). Gene Ontology annotation, biological process: mRNA splicing, via spliceosome. Gene Ontology annotation, cellular component: catalytic step 2 spliceosome. The coding region runs from base 68 to 3040 and encodes 990 amino acids. The record is from RefSeq and is a predicted model, not a curated record. Lineage: Eukaryota; Metazoa; Chordata; Actinopteri; Osteoglossiformes; Mormyridae. Gene Ontology annotation, molecular function: protein binding; RNA binding. The transcript is spliced from 21 exons.